Messenger RNA from Trichoplusia ni (cabbage looper), 1777 nucleotides. RefSeq names its product leucine-rich repeat extensin-like protein 3. The transcript is spliced from 4 exons. Lineage: Eukaryota; Metazoa; Arthropoda; Insecta; Lepidoptera; Noctuidae. The coding region runs from base 483 to 1268 and encodes 261 amino acids. The record is from RefSeq and is a predicted model, not a curated record.
AAACAUUAUUUACUUAACAAUAGACUAUGUACUUAAUGGAAAUGCUAGUUAUUGUUUGGCACAUUGUCCGUUUCCAACAUUUCUACAUUUGUAACUAUGAUAAAGUAUUUCAAAGAACACAAAUAAUGGAACGUAAUUUCUUUUUUUUUAGUAUUAAUUAAGUAACAAAUAGUUCAAACCCGCAACCUAUUACAUACCUAUGACUAAGUCUCAUUGCGAAAACUAUUCAACCGAACGUAACGUUAAAUAACUGUCAUUUAUCUCUUCUAUUACCAACAAGAUAACAAUGCAUACUUUCAGUAACCGUCUAUCAACACGUACUUAAUAUCAGAAAGGAGGUUUUACUUAAGGCUUACAUAAAUAUAGAUAGUAUAUAUAACGAUAACCACGUAUAUAAUAAUAGAUGUCAAAAGCACCUCCUUAAAUACGCAUAGACUUUUAUUUUUUUCUAUAGUUUGUUCGAUUUUCUUACUGUGGUAAACAUGGGGGGUCAAAAGGUAUUUUGGUCCUCCAUAGCUCUCGUGCUGGUCUCAGCAUGCUACGUUAACGCCUGCUGUGAGAAAGAUCUGUGUGUGCUCGAGGCGCUCAAAGAGAUGAAAGAAUGCAAGAAAUCAGUGCUGGCUUCGAUAUUGAAGCCACUUCUUGCGACUAAAUUAUGCGAUAAAGAUAAGAAGUUAUGCGAGCUCCCGCCGCCGCCCCCGACCAUCAUGCUGAUGCCUGCUGCGCCCCCGCCAUGCGCACCUCCUCCGCCCCCGUGCGCCGCUGCCCUACCUCCGAUUCUGCUGGCUCCAGCACCCGCUCCCCUGGCCCUGCCCCCGCCACCUCCGCCAACACCGUUGUACCUGCCGGCUCCGGCCCCAGCGCCAGUCUGCUUGCCCGCGCCCCCGCCGCCAGCCCCGUGCCUCGCCCCCGCGCCUGCUCCCAUGGUGUUCAUGGCCCCUCCUGCAGCUCCACCACCAGCGCCUCUCCUGCUGCCAGCUCCCGCACCAGCCCCUGUCUACCUCCCCGCUCCCCCAGCAGCGCCGUGUUACCAGGCAGCUCCUCCACCCUUGGCGCCUCCACCCGCGCCUCCAGCUCCAGCCCCUAUUAUGAUCUCGCUGGUCCCCCCCGCACCUCCUGCGCCUCCAUGCUGUCCCCCACCCCCACCUCCCGGCUUCCCCAUGACCGCAUACAUGGUGGCCCCGCCAGUGCCCAUCACUUUGGAACCAAAACCCCUGGAACUACCCCCACCACCUCCACCGUGUUCCUGCGCUUAUAAAUACUAUUAAUUUGUUAAACAAACAAUGUUAGUUUAAUUUUAUUUAUUAAUGUUUAGGUAUAAAUAAAUACACUGGCGCAACAAAUCAGUGGUUUCAAUGUAUGAGUCACAAAGGCGGUUGUUACCGCGGCCGGCUAUUUCCCAGAUACCUGUAAUUUGACGUAACGCCCAAAUUGUAGCGAAUGCAUUUCGUAUGAGGCGGGUACAGUCGAAAUGAUAAACAAACAGAAAUAAACGUCAAGGUAUUUCACUUACACAGCAAAACUUACGUUGUGUUUGACUAAUCGAUUGCAUAUUGUGAGAAACAUUGAACAUUGUAUGUAGCCUUUUUGCAGGGCGAUUACUUAGUGUGUAAGUGCAGUUAUUUAUUUUUGACUAAGAAGUCUUAUAAAAUAGUACUUCAAAAAUUCUUUGACAAUUAUUUAAAAACAGAUUACUUAGUAUAAAAUGUAUAUUUUUGUUCAUUGUAUGAUUUAUAGUAUAAGCCUCUGCCAGGACGAUUCAAAGAUUGGUUGUCGC